Molecule: messenger RNA, 1200 nt
Organism: Cladocopium goreaui
Lineage: Eukaryota; Dinophyceae; Suessiales; Symbiodiniaceae
Source: the annotation of a GenBank genome assembly
AUGCAGGGCAACGGGCGCGAUUUCGUUUCGGCCUUUUUUUCCGGCAAAGAAGGGCUUCACAGCCUGGCCGCCCGCGAACGUUCACUCCGCGAGCUGCUCGUUGAUAAUGAUACCGAGCUGGAGUUGUUCGACGAAAACCUCAAGCUUAUUCGCGGCCUUCUCGAAGAAAACUCCGUCGAAGACGCCACAGGGGUAUGUGUGUUUGCCUGUGCGCUGCUCGACUUUGUCCGUGGCUACCCCAUCAAUAUGCCCGUCCCCACCGAGAUGCACGUGGGGUCGUCGCCAUACAUUCGCCCGUUGGCCGAACUUCAGGAUGAAUACGAAACCUUCGCCCUGGUUGCCUGCAACAAUGAGAAGACGCGAAUCUUCCUGGUGACCAACGAAACUGCCAAGCUCGAAGAAUCGGUCCGCGGCGAUGUCAAGAACCACGUGCGAAAAGGGGGCUGGUCGCAACAACGAUACGAACGCCGCCGCGACAACGAGCUUCAUCAUUAUGCUCAAGGGGUCAGCGACGCCCUCGAGACAUUACGCCGGCAAUACAACUUCGAACGAGUGGUCCUCAUCGGCUCUCGAGAGACCAUGGAGGAGAUCGAAGACGAACUGCCCGAGAAAUUGGCCGAGUUGGUCGUGGCCAAAGAUGCUUUCGACCUGGGGCGUGGCCAAGACGCGAUGAUCGAACAGGCGUACGAAGAGUACUUUGCCGACGAACGUCAGGACGAAGAACAUCUAUGGGAACGAAUCAAAAACGAAUACAUGAGCCACUCCCGCGGCGCGAUGGGGGCCACGGCGGUGCUCGAGGCCGCUCUGGCCGGAAGGAUCGACACGAUGAUCGUCACCCGAGACGCCAAGUUGCCGGGUACCCAGUGCCGCGACUGCGAACAUCUCGUGCAUGGCAGCCCCGAGACUUGUCAGCAAUGCGGGUCGAAGUCGGUCUUUGAAGUCGCCCUCAUCGAUGCCCUCACUCGCCAGGUCGAACUCACAAGCGGCCAAGUGAACUUUGUCGACGAGAUUCCCGGCCUCACCAAGGCAGGCCACGUUCGUCGGUCGCUAGCCAGGAACGAUCGCCCACCCGCCCACUUCGGUGGCGGUAAUUCGACGGUGCGAGGGAAUUUCGCCUUCCGACGUUUACCGAAGACUCAGGCCUCAGAGCACCAGGACCGGGCCUUCAGUUCGCAGCCUGGCUGCAAGUCUACCGAUUAG